Molecule: messenger RNA, 969 nt
Organism: Protopolystoma xenopodis
Lineage: Eukaryota; Metazoa; Platyhelminthes; Monogenea; Polystomatidea; Polystomatidae
Source: the annotation of a GenBank genome assembly
AUGCGAAUUGCAUAUCGUGUUGAUACUGACAUACCUUUCAUUUCGUCUGAUAAGGCCGCACCAGAUACCGAAAGCGUUUACCUUGGACUUUUGUCUGCUGAAUUGUGGCAAGAAGACCUCGGCUCAGCGUCAUGAUCGGGACUCGAGCCUGGGCCGGAGGGGGAUCUGCUUUCGGGGUGCAUGGAAGAGCCUCACUGCCCCUCCGCCUCGUGCCGGUCCCGACCAGUCGUCCUCCUCGUCUCAGAAAGAAGUAGCCGGGGGCCAACCGGAGACAAAAUGGGUCAGGACGUCUGUUUCGCUCCACCCCGUGACAGAAGCGACCUCUGCCCUGGCGGUGAAUUGGACAAUGUUAAAUUACUAACAGAGUCGGGCCCUUAUCCUACCCCCGAUUUGUGCCGCCACUAUCGUGGCUACUCAGUUGUCCCUGAUUUCCUACCACAAUCCCUGAAAUACUGCCGACCGCCGACCGCGUCGGCUCAAGAGUCUGCAAGAGGACAGUCUCUUUGCCACCGCCCACAACACCAGCAUGUGCACAAACAAUUGGUUAGUCCAAGCUUGUGCAUAUAUCGGUUCAGUUGUUGCCGUGUCUACAUGUGUAUGUACCUGUGUGUGUACAUCGUCUCCGGGGUCAUCAGAGCUGAAAGAGAAGUGUUUAGACUAUCAACCAAUUGGAUUCCCGAGAUGCGUCACUUGUUAGGCUUUGGGAAUUUUGCAACAGCACUAAGUGGAGAUUACAUGUUGACCAGAUUGGUCUGCUUGCAACAGACGCCUUUUGGUCUCUGGUCCUGGCAUCCGGCAAAGUGGGCGGCAGUGGGCCCCAGAUUCAUUUGGCAACAAGACAACAGGGCCGACAAGUUCACACUCCCUCAUUCACACGCUGCAGCCGCCCUGGUCCGUGUGGGUGUGGCCCUGCGAGAGGACGAAGCGGGAUGGCAUGUUAGCGUGUCGGAAGCUGUUGGUGUUAUGUAA